Terrapene triunguis (Three-toed box turtle) is the source of this 5027-nucleotide messenger RNA. It is a transcript of the gene FAM234A, whose product is annotated as family with sequence similarity 234 member A. The coding region runs from base 86 to 1771 and encodes 561 amino acids. NCBI's taxonomy places the organism in Eukaryota, Metazoa, Chordata, Testudines, Emydidae. Gene Ontology annotation, molecular function: protein binding. The record is from RefSeq and is a predicted model, not a curated record. The transcript has 12 exons.
CACGCCCCGGGGCGGAGCCAAGAGAGUGGAGCGGAGCCGGUGGGAGGCCGGCUGGCAAGUGGCGAAGGGUGACGCAAAUUGUCUGAUGAAUUCUGAUGAGUAUUCUGUGAUGGAUAACAAGGACUUGGAAGCAGAGAUCCACCCUCUGAAGAAUGAGGACGGGAAAGCUCCAGAUAACCAUGAGAACUGUGCAGAGAAAGAAGGUCUCUGCAGGAAGCCCACCCGCUUGUCUCAGCUCUCCCGAUGGCGCACUGCUGCCUUCUUCCUCUCAUUAUUCCUGUGCCUGAUUGUGGUGUUUGCCUUUUCGUUCAUCAUCCCGUGUCCAGUGAGGCCUGUUUCACAAAGGACAUGGAACAGGAAAUAUGACCGUGCGGUGACCUACAAGUUUCUGGCUGUAGAAGAUGUGAACGAAGACAAAGUGCAAGAUGUUAUCUUCGUUUUCAAAGAUACCAAUGGUAGCAGCAGUGUUAACAGAUCCUGCUCAGAUGAAGGCCUUUCCGCUCCAUGUGCCUUUGUUACUGCUGUCUCGGGCACCAACGGCAGCACGCUCUGGGAGAGGCCUGUCACUGAAGACCUCCUGUGGAUGGAGUGCGCCAUUGAGCAGCUGGGUGGGGCUCAGUCCCCAGGCUGUCUUGUCAUUGGGAACCCAGAGUUACUAACUGCAAUCAACCCUCACACAGGGGAAGUUCGAUGGAGGCAGUUUAACAGUUUUGGAGCUAAUUAUACUGUGGUGACUCCCUUGUUAAAGAUACCAGAUGUGGAUGGGGAUGGAGUUCAGGACGUGAUGAUCUUUACCACUGCAGGAGAUGAGACUCAAAGUUUCAUCUAUUCGGGGAAGAAGGGGGAGCAGAUCGGAACCAGUGGCAGACUGAGUCUGGGUGCAAGGCCUGGUUAUCUCAUGCAUGUGACUAAGACUGGCUCCUACUACGUUCUCUUCAAUACUGUAAAUUCUCUUUACGGCUACUCCUUGAAGGAUCUCUACAGCAUGGCAACUGGGAUGGAAAGUAAACUCACCAGCCUCCAGCAAGAUCCUCAGUGGGAGAAGAAGAUCGAGAGCCCCACACAUCACAUACCUCUUUUCAGCUCUGGAGACAUUCGUUACCUGGUGAAGGUUCCCGGGAGAUCAGGGGAGAAUAUCUUGGUUGUGAAGUCAGACAUGGCUGAGCUUCUCGAUGGACAAACUCUUGACUCCCUGUGGACUGUCAACGCCUCCCACAUCUUGAGCGAGCCAGUGUUUGGUUACUACACACCUGACGUUCUCCACAUAGUCCUUGAAAGCGGAGUUGGACCCAACAGGAAGAAGAUCAUGAUUGUUGAGAGUGGCUCUGGAGCAGUCCACUGGGAGCUGGAGCUGAAUUCAAGAGCAGGGAGUCCAAGGCCUGCCACGCUCAAUACUGCAGAUCACCGGUCCAUGUUCCUCUUCUGGGGAGAGUACCAGGCAGAGGCCAAUGAAACGGGCUCCAAAGCGGCUCGCCAGAAUCUGUAUCUGUUCCAUCCGUCCUACCCCAAUGUUCUCAUGGAGCUGAACAAUAGCCCAGACCGAAUAGUCGCCUUCGACGCGGUUCUGUUUGAGCGGAGCCGGCAUGCCUGCUACGUGUUGCUGACCAGGCCACAGAGCAGCGAGGGGCCAGGCUGGGUGUCUGUCACCAAGCGGAAGCUGAAAGAGGACAUCACUGGCAGUAGGGUGACCUGGCUGAGCCAGGUGGCAGGGGACAGUGAGCAGUACAUCAGGGACCGCUUCUUCAGGAUGCGAUUCAGCAGCCAAAUGUGAGCUCCCUGGGAGACCCCGGAGAACCAUCUCAGCACUCUCCUCCAGCAAUGGACUCAUUAAACUCAGAUCACGAACUCAUGUGGGAAGCUGACGUUCUUGAUCCACAAGCCAAAGGCUGGCUGCUGAGAAAACAGCCACAGCAAAUCUACUUGUGACCCCGCAGGGCUUGGGCAUCCCAAAUCCUGCACAAGUGGCUGCCAGCGCGGCCAGCCUCUGAGCUGCUGGGGCUUCAGUCCCUGGGUGUCCCUGAAGUGCCAUCACUUCCAGGAGAUCUGCCUCUUUCCCUCUCUAAAUCACGUGAUACUUGCUGCGCUGCAGGGCGUACCUCAGCCGGGGCCGCUUUCCCAAUACGCCCCAAACUAGGACCCCGGGAGGGCAUGUCUGGGGGCUGGAGGGAGGCCUCAGUUGAUUACUCUAACCUUGGUAUUUGCAGUGAGGGAGGGCAUGUGCAUCUGGGUGAGAGCAAGAUGAGGGAGUGUGCGCGCUCACAUGUGCGCGUGCGUUCAGCUGUGUGUGCGCGUGCGCUGUUGGAUUUUCUUUCCUGUUUGCCCAUAUAGACAGAUGGGCUCUCCUGAGUAGGAAUUUUUGCCUUUUCCAAAGAGUGGCGUGGACACAGCGUGCUUGGUGUCUCACUGGAAUACCUGAGUGCUGCUCGCCAAUGAUAAUGCAGUGAGAUGGGUACUGAGUGAGCACAGCGGGGCGUGCAAUGGCAGGUGUAUUGGAUAUGGCAGAUAGUCAAUGGCCCAGGAGAGCCACAGACUAAAGUGCAGUUCUACUCUGAAAAUGUCUCUGUAUAAACAGCAGCUCCUUGUUUUCCAAGCCUUCUGCUCCUGUUGCGUACCGAGGUGCAGAGCUGCUGCCUACUGCUGACUGAGAUGCAUGGGCUGCUUUUCCCCCGUUGGCCCUGCCGCAGCUGUGCGAGAGGGCACCUGACUUGGCUCUGGUUCACUUAUCAGGAACAGAAUUGCUAACACAGUUCCACUUGUAGAUGAUGCAAGAGCCAGAACAAGCCUGGCUACCCAGUCCCCAUGGUGCUAGCUCAUGCUCUCUGCUCGUUGGCUGGGCAGAUCGAGUGCAUAUGGGACCCGCGGGGCUGUUUGCAGGCGCUCUUCAGAGUGGAGCUGCCCGUGUUCCUUGCCAGGAGGCCGGCCAGCUGUUCCCAGGGUGCUGCUCGUCAGACAUGAAUUCAGCCUCGCGACCCCUGCAAGGAGAGUUCUCUGAGCACUGCUACCUUACUGAGUGAGGGGGACACGGAGACAGGCUGUGCAGUGUCUGGCCAAGGUCACCCAAGGUCUCUUUGCAGAGUUCUAUCGGCAGCUCUUUCCCAAAGCCCCACCUCCUGAUCCCCUGCUCUAAUGGCUGGGUAACGCUGCCCCUCAGUGCUAGCAGCCGUGUGGAGGGUAGGACACUUGGGUGCUGUUCUUUGUGGGUGCUGCCAUUGCAGUGUGGUCAUGUUCAUUUGCUGUCGCUCUGUACUGAGGUUGCAGUGGGAGGGGAAGAAAUGGUGGGGCCUCCCUUGGCAUGCCCUGGGGCACCAUGCUCCGGGGUGAAAUGCCCUGGGGGCCAGGCAGCGCACAGGGGCAGCUCAGUGUGAGGGGGAGUGCCCAGAAGUGCCCUGUCACUGCUCCGGUCGUCACAGCUCCUUGGAGCUCUGCUGCAGGCUUGUGAGGUGACUGCUAAGCUGGGGUCCUGGUUCUUUGGGAGCAGCGCGAAUCUGUGAAUUCUGCCUGUGUCCAGUGGAGCAGGGGCUGGGUGCUCCGGGGGGAUGCUCGGAGGGGGCACUUCGCUCACCUGUGGAGAGAGCAGGACCUGCGAGGCCUCGGGAAAAGUGUGUGGUGCCCGUGGAGUUGGGGAGCUGAUCCCCAGCAGGCACGGACAAGGCUUCCUCACGCUAAGGGCAGGAUGUGAGGCAAGGCUAAGCACUCGCCUCCUCCAGGCAAAAUUAACUGCAGCAUCUACUGUUGGGGUUUGCUGGUGUAGCAACCAACUGUUUGACCUUGCACUUCUGCUUCUAAGGGUCCCCUAUGCACAACCCCCCACCCCUUUGUGAAAUUAUACAGUUGUGAAGUGUUCUGCUCAGUGCCCUCACCGCUGGAACGGAGCUGCUUUACUGGAGCGAAUUAGUGGAGAGAGCAGAGCUAGCCAUCAUGGGGACCGAGUCUCCCACCAUGGCAGCUUGGUUCAGCUGCCCUGCUCUGAGGAUGCCCCCAGAACGUGCAGUCAGUGGGAUGAUGCCUCGGCUCCCUGCUCCUCAUGUCUGGGGAGGGCUCUCCUCAAGCGUUCUCCACAGGGACUGCAGGCUGCAUUGUGUGUUGUGCCAUGGAUUCCCUUGGCUUCUUUCUUGAAAUUCCCCUUCUCCCUAACAUGGUCUUUUGAAUGGUCUGAGUGCUGGAAGCAGAGCCCAGUCUCGUCUUUGCUCUAGCUCAGGUUCCCGUGAUUUGCCCACCCUUCAGGGGCAUGCAAACGACCUGAGACCCAAUCGCCCUGCACGUCCCUGGGUUGUGCCUUUAGACCUGAGGGAUGUCUUACCACACAGCUGGGAUUCUGGCCUGUACCCUGCUGGUGGCACUGAGCGGCUGUCAGCGAGGAUAGCAGGUUCAGCAUGCCAGGUAACCCACCCACUGAUGGCUUGAGCUCAGAUUCGGGAAGCUUGGCUGUGCUGGUUGCACUGUGCCCUGGGCAAAUGGUAACCCUGCAGCUUGCAUGCCUGUUGAACUGAUAUUUAUCAUCUGCAGAUUGUAUCUCACUGAACCUCCUCGAAAGGAACAAGUCUUCAGGGGACGUGGUCUGUGCAUCAGGAUUGCAUUGUGCAUUAAUGAUUCUUGCUGUUUGAGUUUUUCCUCUUCCUUCCUGACCCCCUAUGCAGACACAACCCUUCCAGGUAGGCACUCUGAACAUUGCCUCAGGAGAGCAGGAGUCUCAGCUUUGGGAGAUGUUUCUGGCUUUAAAUUCCUCUGUUAAUACGUUCCGUGAUAACUUGGAAAUCCAGGUUCUCCUGUUAGCAAUGUCAGUGCCAAGCUAAGACCCUCGUAAUGAUGCAAGAGUCCAGCUGCUUUUCCCCUGUGUCAUUGUUUUUGCAGUAUUGAGUGAAUGGUUUAAUUGUGCCUUGAUUCAGUAACUCUGCUGGGCGCUACUAGCAGAAAUCACUGCGUGUGUGAACAGUGUAUUUUCUAGCACUAGGAUUAUCGGUUUGGUUCUGUAAUUUAUUGCAAAUGUUGCUGUACUGGGCGUGGUCUAACUGUGAUGAUUCAAUAAA